This is a messenger RNA of Mytilus trossulus (common blue mussel), 2208 nucleotides long. RefSeq names its product deleted in malignant brain tumors 1 protein-like. The transcript is spliced from 22 exons. NCBI's taxonomy places the organism in Eukaryota, Metazoa, Mollusca, Bivalvia, Mytilida, Mytilidae. The record is from RefSeq and is a predicted model, not a curated record. The coding region runs from base 1 to 2208 and encodes 735 amino acids. Gene Ontology annotation, cellular component: membrane.
AUGGAGGAAAUAAUACAAUAUCCUGCAGAGGCAUAUACAAUUAGACUUGUUGGAGGCAGGUAUUCAUGGGAAGGCAGAGUAGAGAUUGAACACAAUGGCCAGUGGGGUACAAUAUGUGAUGAUAUGUUUGACAUAAAUGAUACGGCAGUUGUGUGUAGAAUGUUGGGAUACAAUGAUACUGAAGGAUCAAUCGAAUACUACAGUAGGGCUCAUUUUGGAGGCGGGUAUGGUCCAAUUCUAAUAGAUGAUCUGGACUGCUCUGGAGAAGAAGAUGACGUAUCUGAGUGUAAAAGCACAGCUUGGUUUAACAACAAUUGUAACCAUGACGAAGAUGUCAGUGUUAACUGUGCAGCAGAUUAUCUGAAAGUUCGGUUGGUAAAUGGUAAUUAUCCUUGGGAAGGACGAGUAGAACUCCACACACUUAAUGGAAGCUGGGGGACAAUUUGUGAUGAUAGGUUUGGAGAAGAAGAAGCACAGGUUAUUUGUGGUAUGCUAGGAUAUUCCAAAGCUGGAUCAGUCCCUUAUUCUAAUGCUCAUUUUGGCGAUGGCUACGGACCUAUUGUGCUUGAUGAUUUACAAUGUAAUGGAUCAGAAGCUAGCAUAUUAGAUUUUCAGUCAAAUGGUUUAUUUAAACAUAAUUGUGGACACCAUGAAGAUGCAGGCGUUGAUUGCCAAGGUAACAGUUCCGAGCAAACAACACAGGACUGGAGUACUUUAGUAGAUAUGACUUCGUACACAAACACUCCGGUUAGACUUUUUGGUGGAUAUUAUAAUUGGGAAGGGCGUGUAGAGGUUUACCACGAAGGUCAGUGGGGAACUAUCUGUGAUGACGAGUUCGAUCGACAAGACGCUCAAGUUAUUUGUUCCAUGUUAGGAUACAGCAGAUAUGGGUCCGUCACAUCAUAUGGUAGCGCAAGAUUCGGAGGAGGUUCUGGGUCCAUAAUGUUAGAUGAUUUGGAGUGUUCAGGAUAUGAGAGUGAUAUAGCUCAGUGUAGAUCUAACGGAUGGUACACAAAUGACUGUUCACACAGUGAAGAUGCUAGUAUUUCCUGUGAUUAUGAAUCUUCUACUUAUCAGUAUGGAAUGACAACUCCUGAUACACUUGGAGGAUAUGACCCGUUAACCACUGUGGAAUCAGUCACACAGACUCUCUAUUCAGGAGAAACUAGUGUUUCAUAUACAAAUGUAAGGCUAGUUGGUGGUAACUACUAUUGGGAAGGACGUGUUGAAUUAUACCACAAUGGAGCUUGGGGAACAAUUUGUGAUGACAGCUUUGAUAUAAAGGACGCCAGAGUAAUAUGUGCAAUGUUAGGGUACAAUAGAUACGGAAGCGUAACAGCAUAUGGUAAUGCUGCCUUUGGUCAAGGGUAUGGAUCUAUUAUGUUGGAUGAUUUAUCCUGUUACCCUAAAUCAGAAGGUAGAAGUGACGUUACAACUGCUCAAUACUUUGACAGAGCUACAACUGCUGACGUAGUUGGAAAACAUGGUCAUUUUUCAUUCCGCCUGACAUAUGGUAGUGAAGGAUAUCUACAGAUUUACUAUAAUGGACAGUGGGGUUAUGUCUGUCACAACAAUCAGCAAUAUACAACCCAGUUUCAUUCUGCUUGCCGAUAUCUGGGAUAUUCCUCUGCUUACAGAGUGUAUGGGCGAUAUGACCGUUCCCAUACUGCUAUAGUAACAGAUUUUAACUGUCCUAGUAGUUACUAUUAUUCUUCCAAUGGUAUUGAUGACUGUACUGGUAACAGAUUAGGAUAUACCAACUACUGCAAUGACAAACUCUACAUUGAAUGCAAUUUGGAUACUUCUACUGUUGGAUAUGAAGUUACAACUGAUGAUGAGCUUGGUAGUCAUGGUCAUAUUCCCGUACGAUUAACAUACGGUGGUGAAGGAUAUCUACAGAUCUACUAUAAUGGACGCUGGGGAUAUGUCUGCCACAAUUCCAGUCAUUCCAAAAACCAGUUUAAUUCUGUUUGCCGAAAUCUUGGAUAUUCAUCUGCUCAUUACGUAUAUGGUAGAUACGAAAGUUCUCAUACUGCUCUAGUGACAGAUCUACAAUGUCCAGGGAGUUAUUAUUAUUAUUCCUCCUCAAAUGGGAUAGAUGACUGCAUGGGUGACAGAUUAGGAUACACCACUUACUGUAACGACAAACUCUAUAUAGAAUGUGGGGACAAUAAAACAAACGAAAUAAGAUUAAAGAGAAGUCCUUAG